CUCACUCGUACACGACCUCACGAUGUCCCGAGCUCCUGCAACGACCUUCACCUUGUCUCCCGAUAACCCAUCCAAUGCAACCAUCUACGAUGCAAGCGGGAGGGCCCUGUACACUGUCGCAACACGGCGGCUCUGGUCUGGGACGACGACGUACGUCAUGAACGUGAACGGCUCCGUUCUCGCUUCCCUAGAGGAGAGGGAUUUUCUUCCCAACAGAGUGACGAUCGGGAAGAAACCACCCGUUCCGUUGCGCAACUGGCUGCACACGAGCCUUGCGGACCUCUCGGCGAACGCGAACGUGUCCGUCAAAGACGCCCUAGGACGCAAGUACAAAUGGCGAGGUUACGCACCCGGCUACGGAGGCACCACCAGCACGCUCGAGCUCUACACCAAAGACGACAAUUAUGCCGAGCCCAUUGCCCGUUUCGACCGUCCUCAACAGCGGUAUGAAGCGGGGACGCGCUAUGCGGGCGCGGGGACGGGCGCCGAACCUGCAACGCUCGUGUUGGCAGGUCGUGCGCUGGAGAUCCGGGACACCGUUGUGAUAUCGUGCCUCUUCCUGGAGAGAGCUCGCAGGAAGAACGAGAGCCUCGAAAAGAGCAGUGCGGAGGCGUUAUCCACGCUACCGACGCUCGCGGUCACCUAUGGAUGGGGCCGUUAAUGCCUGUCAGGCCUCGCCUUGGGCUUUGGAUUCUUACGACCACAUAUCUCACUGUAAAUUAAUAUUGUGGGCAGGUAGCUUACCGUAGCAUCCUUAUAAUGUAUCCGGUCAAUACACGGUGGUUCUGGAAGCUGCGGACUCAACUAGUAUAGUAUUCGCAGUAUUAUUUCUGUAACCACACUAGCAUGUAUGCGUCUCCUCGUGUGGGUCACUUAUUGAUACUCCUCAACUAUAUCGGUACGACCCAGAUGCGGAGGUGUUUUCUAGACCAGAUACCAAGGCACAAGCCAAAACAGG
Messenger RNA from Dichomitus squalens LYAD-421 SS1, 958 nucleotides. RefSeq lists its product as uncharacterized. Bases 23 to 661 code for a protein of 212 amino acids. Lineage: Eukaryota; Fungi; Basidiomycota; Agaricomycetes; Polyporales; Polyporaceae. The record is from RefSeq and is a predicted model, not a curated record. The transcript is spliced from 3 exons.